GGGCACGAGGCGGAAUGUGGACAGCGAGCUCGUGCGGGGCAGUACAGUGCUUCUUCCCAAGUUCGGUGCGCAACGCAGCCUUGCGAGACACGGGAGUCGCUCGACGCCGGAGGAUGGUUUUCUUAACGCUCUUCGUCCGCUCCUUGGUCCUUGGAGCUCUGUGUGCCAGUAUGAGUCAUGGACUGGACAUCACCUCAACCGGGUCAACGACCUUUGAGAAGGCCAGCGGGGAGGGUGUCAUGCUGAGCUGCCAGUUUAAGCUGGCUUCCGAAGAUACAGGCCCCCUGGACAUCGAGUGGAGCCAGCUAGCCUCUGACAACCAGAAGGAGGAUAAAGUGAUCAUCCUGUACUCAGGGGACCGGGCAUAUGAGGACUAUAAUCCUGCCAUGAAGGGCCGGGUGCACUUCAACUCGCCUGACCCCAAGAAUGGUGAUGCCUCUAUCAACCUGACCAGCCUGCAACCCUCAGACACGGGCACAUACCAGUGCAAGGUGAAGAAGGCACCAGGCAUCCGCAGCAGGAAGAUGCAGCUGACUGUCAUGGUCCGGCCCUCCAAGCCUGCGUGUUACACCGUUGGGCCAUCCCACUUGGGCAAAGAUGUGCAGCUAAAGUGUGUGUCGUCGGAGGGCACCAACCCGGUGCAGUACACCUGGGAGAAGACGAGCGACACCAAGGUGCUGCCUGCCACCGCCGUGCUGGACUCCACCGGAAGCACCCUAAAUGUCCGUAACGCCUCAAACAGCGCUUCCGGCACUUACCGCUGCACAGCCAGGAACCGCGUGGGGAUGGAUGACUGCACCUUGAAUCUGCGCGUUGUGCCCGCCCCCAACACAGCCGGCAUCAUUGCCGGUGCCGUCAUUGGCGUGCUCCUGGCCCUCAUCCUCAUCGCUAUCAUCCUGUUCUGCUGCCUCCGUGCCCGCAACAGGAAGAAAUACGAGAAGGAGAUCUCCUAUGAGAUCAAGGAGGACGUACCCCCCCCGAAAAGCCGAGUGUCAACGGCACGGAGCUUCACCAGCGUGGGGAGCCAGCGGUCCUCUGUGGGCUCCAUGUCGCCCUCCAACCUGCACGAAUAUGCUGCCAAAUCCAUUUACAACACGAUUCCCACGGAGGAGUAUGACCGGCCGCCCAGCCAAGCCCCAGUGCCCCCCCUGUCCCGCACGGCUGGCCCCAACCUGAGCCGCAUGGGCGCCGUGCCUGUCAUGGUGCCGGCGCAGAACAGGGAUGGCUCCAUCGUGUAAUGGGCCGAGGGGCGGGGCUCCCCAACAGCCGCCACGGUCAAAGCGCAGUCCGACGCCAAACGAGAACCACUGUGCGACUGCAGCGAGCAGCAACUGGAGAACUGGACCGGAGGGCAAGCGGGCAGCCGGCACCUCGUGUCUCUGUACAUAUUGGAAUGCAUGAAUACUUCAUCUGCCUGCUCUGUAGAGCUCAUGAAAUAUUACAUCCAGCAAUUUAUAUCCACGUUUUGCAUAUUCCAGGACUUUUCCACGGUGGAAAUGGGAUGUUAAGUAUGAGUAAUUUUCUACCAUCUUUCUUUAGAUUGCUCAGAGGUACCCCUCCCUUAAAAGAUGCUACCACAUCUGUGCUGUUCAUAUAUGUAAUUUCUACAGGGUAUUAAGGGAAAACAGAUUAGUUUUUACAAUGUUUAAAAAUUUAAACAGUUUUAAACGCACCCUCAUGGUAGCUGCAAAAGAUUCCCAUUUAGUUUGUAGCUGAGUAAAUUUGUACCACAUUUACUUUUGAGUUAACUGCAGUGGUUUCUAUGCUCAGGACUACGUUUUAAGGGAUGGUCAGUCUUCCGGAAUUUUCUGAUCACAUGGUCAUCACUCCCUGUGCUAUGAGCUGUUUCAAGGUGGGUGGUGGUCAGAUCUGAGUAAAUCAAUGGAGCACCCCACACCGCCUGUCUAACCCCUGUACGACCCCCCUUCACCCCCGACUCUGUCUGCAUUCCAGUACUCUAUCCUCUGAUCCUAGGACAGUCCCAGUAAUGAAUCUGCUGCUUUGCGUGGAGCACAGUGAAAGGGGUGUUGCAUUGUCCUGCGGGCUCAGUUUUAACCCUCUUAACAGAAUGUUUGGUUUCUACUUUCCUCGGGUAAUAUGAAGUGCUCAGUAAUUUGCACAGCUUCAAAUUUUUUACUUUUUUUUUUGUUUUAUUUUUAUGAAGUGUUUUUCAAUGAGUUUAGCAUAUCCACAGAAAAUUAUCUGACCACCUCUGUAAAUAUCUGCAAACUAAGUUGUGGUGUAUUAAGUGAUUUUUUAGCUGGGGAGCUACGCGAUUCGGUCUGUGAGCUCCCCGCCCUCUUGCACUGUCCUAUUGGUGGUGCCAUCCUGUGGGUAGACGCAGGAUGGGCCUUUGCCCCAUCGGUGAGCCAGGAGCCUGGGCAAUGUUGCCCAGAAUAACAUGACUUGUGCCUUGGUUUGUGUACAGCUGUCCCAGGUCACAUUACCUUGUCAUGGGCCACACAUUCUUUUCUGGUACUCCUAGCAUGUGACCCCUGAACCCUUGAGACCUAGGAUGAUCGGUUGCUGAAUUUUAGCCUAUUUGUUGAAAACUUCAUGUAUUCACUUUGUGAUUCAUAUUGUACCUGGUAUCUCUGCCUGUUGCCAAUAUUAGAUCGAUAUUCCUUGGUAUUUAUCAUCACGCAGAUGGUUUGUUUAAAUGUGCUACACAGCUGAUCAGUGUUUCUGUUGGCCAAUGCACUGCAUGUAGCAGAUGAGACAUUAAAAUUGGGGUCUUAAUGGUUUUAAAUAAAAGGAUAGAAUGGGUUAAGAGGCCGUAUGGAGAGUCACUCUGAAGAUCAUCCAAGCUUAAGUUGGUGCCCCCCCCCCGCUUCCCGUCACUGCACGCAUAUCUUCGGGCUGCCCGGGGGGGUCGCUAUGCACAGGGCAGUCUACCCACUCAUGAGGCAGUGAAAGCCCUGUGCGUUUCUUCAAAGUUACAUCUUGUGGUUUCCUCAGGGUCCUGCAUUUACCUGUUUAGUGCUUAAUUCCACCAGCCAGCUCACAGAAGUUUCCAGAUGCUUGUACCACGUGUUAAGGGCAGCUUUGCUGAUAAGCCAUUUGCUGCAGUCUUUCUGGAGGAUGGGCAGGUUCUGGCUGCUUAAGCUUUGGUUUGUCAAGAUUGAGAUGGAGACCCUUGAUUUGAAAUCACUUUUGUGAGUGCAUCUCCCUCAUUUGCCUGGUUUGAAACCAAAUGCCCCCUUUUGUUUUAGCUUCUAGAAUGAGUUUCUAGUACAAUCAACAGAGGACCAUAAAAUCAUUUGUGGGGAUAUGUAGUCUCUCUUAGGAACAAUAUACUAACAAUCUUUAUAGUUUAAAAGGUAUACUAAUAUUGUAUGAAGGCUCUCUAUUCUUCUGGUGUGUUUGCACAUUGUCAAACCUUUUUUUGCUUGUACUUCUGUGCUGUAUUUUUAAAUAAAACCGUUAAGAUGCA
Molecule: messenger RNA, 3433 nt
Organism: Brienomyrus brachyistius
Lineage: Eukaryota; Metazoa; Chordata; Actinopteri; Osteoglossiformes; Mormyridae
Gene: cxadr
Product: CXADR Ig-like cell adhesion molecule
Exons: 7
Coding region: 15-1238 (407 amino acids)
Biological process (GO): homotypic cell-cell adhesion
Cellular component (GO): basolateral plasma membrane; intercalated disc; bicellular tight junction
Molecular function (GO): cell adhesion molecule binding
Source: RefSeq, a predicted model, not a curated record